Molecule: messenger RNA, 1846 nt
Organism: Eptesicus fuscus (big brown bat)
Lineage: Eukaryota; Metazoa; Chordata; Mammalia; Chiroptera; Vespertilionidae
Gene: ENO3
Product: enolase 3
Exons: 12
Coding region: 428-1765 (445 amino acids)
Biological process (GO): glycolytic process
Cellular component (GO): phosphopyruvate hydratase complex
Molecular function (GO): phosphopyruvate hydratase activity; magnesium ion binding
Source: RefSeq, a predicted model, not a curated record
CCCGCCGGCCGGCCGGCCCGAGCCUUGGCGCGCCUCCCUCUCCGGGGCGGCUGCGGCAAAACUCUGGGCCGACCCCGCACUCCCGCCUCCCGCCCGCGCCGACCAGGCGGGGAAUGCCUGUGCCGAGACCCACUUCCCACAAGGCCGCUAGAGGACCGCCAGAGCGGCCCCGGGCGUUCGGGCACUCUCCAAAGGCCACCCCCUCCCGUUCAUUCAUUGUCACUCCGGACUCCACACGGACGGGCUGGGACCGCGUCCUGAAACGCCCGCAGGCGAUGGGGAAAGGGCUCCCGACUGACAGCCUCUCCGCUGGGCGAUAAGCGCAGUCCCAGCGCCGUCGGGAGGCAGCGCGCCCUCUCCCAGGGCCAGUCUAAAUUCGUCUCCCCUCCCGCUCCCCCUCCUUCCUUGCUUGCGGGGAGAGGCCGCGAUGAGGGCCCUAAGAGCCUCUAGUCCUGCAGCCAUGGCCAUGCAGAAAAUCCUGGCCCGGGAAAUCCUGGACUCCAGGGGCAACCCCACUGUGGAGGUGGACCUGUACACAGCCAAAGGCCGAUUCCGAGCAGCUGUGCCCAGCGGAGCUUCCACAGGUAUCUAUGAAGCUCUGGAGCUAAGAGAUGGAGACAAAUCUCGCUACCUGGGCAAAGGCGUCUUGAAGGCUGUGGAACACAUCAACAAGACUCUGGGUCCUGCUCUGCUGGAAAAGAAACUAAGCGUUGUGGAUCAAGAAAAAAUUGACAAAUUUAUGAUUGAGCUGGAUGGGACUGAGAAUAAAUCCAAGUUUGGAGCCAAUGCCAUCCUGGGAGUGUCCCUGGCUGUGUGCAAGGCUGGAGCAGCUGAGAAGGGGGUCCCGCUCUACCGGCACAUCGCAGAUCUUGCUGGGAACCCGGACCUGGUCCUCCCGGUGCCUGCCUUCAAUGUGAUCAAUGGGGGCUCCCAUGCUGGAAACAAGCUGGCCAUGCAGGAGUUUAUGAUUCUGCCUGUGGGAGCCAGCUCCUUCAAGGAAGCCAUGCGCAUUGGUGCGGAGGUCUACCACCACCUCAAGGGGGUCAUCAAGGCCAAGUAUGGGAAGGACGCCACCAAUGUGGGUGAUGAGGGCGGCUUUGCACCCAACAUCCUGGAGAACAAUGAGGCCCUGGAGCUGCUGAAGACCGCCAUCCAGGCAGCUGGCUACCCAGACAAGGUGGUGAUUGGUAUGGAUGUGGCAGCAUCUGAGUUCUAUCGCAAUGGGAAGUACGAUCUUGACUUCAAGUCACCCGACGAUCCCGCACGGCACAUCACUGGAGAGAAGCUGGGGGAGCUGUACAAGAGCUUCAUUAAGAACUAUCCUGUGGUCUCCAUUGAAGACCCCUUUGACCAGGAUGACUGGGCCACUUGGACCGCGUUCCUCUCGGGGGUGGACAUACAGAUUGUAGGAGAUGACCUCACCGUCACCAAUCCCAAGAGGAUUGCCCAGGCCGUGGAGAAGAAGGCUUGCAACUGCUUGCUUCUGAAGGUCAACCAGAUUGGCUCGGUGACAGAAUCUAUCCAGGCAUGCAAACUGGCUCAGUCUAAUGGCUGGGGAGUGAUGGUGAGCCACCGCUCCGGGGAGACCGAAGACACAUUCAUUGCCGACCUCGUGGUGGGGCUCUGCACAGGACAGAUCAAGACUGGUGCCCCCUGCCGCUCAGAGCGUCUGGCCAAAUACAACCAGCUCAUGAGGAUUGAGGAGGCACUCGGGGACAAGGCUAUCUUUGCUGGACGCAAGUUCCGCAACCCAAAGGCCAAGUGAGAAGCUGGGGGCCCCAGGACCCACAGGCUAGAUGGAGGCCUUCAAGCCCUUCUCCCCGAAAUAAACACUGGUGCCAGCCGA